GGUCACACUCAAAAAAAGCGCUGUGUAAUUCUGCUGUUUCAACAACGAAAAAAAAGGCACAAAAGUAAUCGCCGACUCACAGUGAAUACAAAAUAACGUAGAUAUAAAUACAUAUUGUUGUGGAAAUAGUAGGCAUCGCAAGGCAGUAACGCAGACAUGACGGGCGAGACCAAGCAGGAGAAGAAGCAGCCGCAACCGGCGGCCACGGGCGGCGAUGCCAAGGAUCCGAAGGCCAAGAAGGACGAGAAGAAGGAUGCCAAGGACAAGGAGCAGCAGCCGGAGCUCUCCGACGAGGACCAGCAGCUGCAGGAGGAGCUGGAGCUGCUGGUGCAGCACCUGCAGGAGACGGACGUGAAGCUCUACCAGCCGACGCUGGAGAUGAUGGCCAAGCUGAUACGGGCCUCCACCACGUCGAUGACCUCGGUGCCCAAGCCGCUCAAGUUCAUGCGCCCGCACUACGACACCAUGAAGACCGUGUACAAGCACAUGCCCGAUGAACAGGCCCGCCAGCUGUGCGCCGACAUCAUCUCGGUGCUCUCGAUGACCAUGGGCAGCGGCAAGGAUUGCCUGGCCUACCGAUUCCUCUGCGAUCGCAAGCAGCGCAUCGGCGACUGGGGACACGAGUAUGUGCGUCAUCUGUCCGGCGAGAUAUCCGCUCACUAUCACGACACAACGGGCGACUUUCGGGUGCAGCUCAUCGAACUGGUCAAGCAGAUCAUUCCCUACAACAUGGAGCACAACGCCGAGGCGGAUGCCUGCGAUCUGCUGAUCGAAAUCGAUCACCUGCACCUGCUGGGCGACUACGUGGACGAGUCGGCCUAUCCGCGCGUCUGCCUCUAUCUGCAGUCCUGCUAUCCCUACGUUCCCGAGCCGGAUAACACCAUUAUUCUGGAAACUGCCCUUCAGUUGUCGCGCAAGUUCAACCAGCACACCCAGGCCAUGCGCCUGGCGCUGAUGCUCAACGACAUGGACAAGAUCGGGGAGAUCUUCAAGGAGCCCAAGGAGCCGGCCAUGCAGAAGCAGCUGGCCUUCAUGCUGGCCCGCCAACAGAUUUGCCUGGAGCUCGACGAGUCGGUGCCGGACUACGAUGAUCUCAUGGAGAUCAUGUCCAAUGCUAAUCUGAACAAGCACUUCCUGAAUCUGGCCCGCGAACUGGACAUCAUGGAGCCCAAGACGCCGGAAGACAUUUACAAGUCUCAUCUGGACAACUCGCGCUCCCGCUUCGCGUCCAUCCAGGUGGACUCGGCCAAGCAGAAUCUGGCCGCUAGCUUUGUGAAUGGCUUCGUCAAUGCAGGUUUUGGUGUGGAUAAAUUGCUGUCCGAGGACGGCAACAAGUGGCUGUACAAGAACAAGGAGCACGGCAUGCUCUCGGCCACCGCCUCGCUGGGUCUGAUCCUUCUGUGGGACGUGGAUGGCGGUCUGACCAUGAUCGACAAGUACUUGUACUCCACGGACGACAACAUCAAGUCCGGCGCUCUGCUGGCCUGUGGAAUCGUUAACUGCGGCAUCCGUAACGAAGUGGAUCCGGCCCAUGCCCUGCUCUCCGACUACAUUGAUAACCAGAACACGUGCAUGCGCGUUGGCGCCAUCCUUGGCCUGGGCAUUGCCUAUGCUGGCUCCAAUCGCUCCAUUGUGAUCGACACCCUGAAGACGGUCUUCUCGUUCGGCAGCAACAACAAGAGCUCGGCCAGCGUGGAGAUUCUGGGCAUCACGGCCCUGUCGCUGGGUCUGAUUAGUGUUGGCUCCUGCAACGCGGAGAUCACCGAGAUCCUGCUGCAGACCAUCAUGGGUCUGACCAAGUCGGAUCUGAAGGACACCUACACCAGGUUCCUGUUCUUGGGACUGGGUCUGCUUUACUUGGGCCGUCAGAAGUCCACCGAGGCAGUGAUGAUGACCCUGGAGGUUUUGGAGGAGCCACACCGCAGCAUGGCCACCACCAUGGUGGACAUUUGCGCUUAUGCUGGCACUGGCAACGUCCUCAAGAUCCAACAGCUGCUCCACAUCUGCUCCGAUCACUACGAGACCGCAAGUGCCGAUGACGAGAAGGAAAAGAGCAAGAAGGACAAGGGCAAGGACAAGGACAAGGAGAAAGAGAAAGAGAAGGAAAAGGAGCGCGAGAAGGACUUGUCGGCCACCCAAUCGAUCGCCGUGCUGGGCAUUGCUCUGAUCGCCAUGGGCGAGGACAUUGGCGCCGAAAUGGCAUACCGCUCCUUUGGCAACCUACUGCGCUAUUGCGAGCCGGCCAUCCGACGAGCCGUGCCCCUGGCCUUGGGCCUGAUAUCCGCCUCCAACCCCAAGCUGAACAUCAUCGACACGCUCAGCAAGUUCUCGCACGACAGCGACGCCGAGGUGGCGCACAAUGCGAUCUUUGCCAUGGGUUUGGUGGGCGCCGGAACGAAUAACGCUCGCCUGGCCUCAAUGCUCCGCCAGUUGGCGCAGUACCAUUCGAAGGAUCCCAGCAAUCUGUUCAUGGUGCGCAUCGCCCAGAGUCUGACGCACUUGGGCAAGGGCACUCUGUCGCUGAGUCCCUACCACAGCGAUCGCCAGCUGAUGAACCCCAUGGCCGUCGCCGGUCUGAUGGCCACGUUGGUGUCCCUGCUGGACGUGAAGAACCUGAUCCUGAACCGAUCGCACUAUCUGCUCUACACUUUGGUGCCUGCCAUGCAGGCCCGCAUGCUGAUCACCUUCGAUGAGGAGCUCAACCAGCUGCAGGUGCCCGUUCGCGUCGGCAUUGCCAUCGAUGUGGUGGGCCAGGCUGGCAAGCCCAAGACCAUCACCGGCUUCCAGACCCACACCACGCCCGUCCUGCUGGCCAUCGGCGAGCGCGCCGAGCUGGCCACCGAUGAGUAUCUGGCGCUCACUCCGGUCAUGGAGGGCUUCGUCAUACUGAAAAAGAACCCCAACUUUGUGAAAUAGAAAGUGCAUUCAAACAUUUAACGUUUAAGGUCAUAUGCGAGAAAUUGAAGUUCAGCAAACUCUAACUCCCAAUAAUUAUUUGUUCCCCUUAUUGGCAGUUGAUUCAAAUGUCAUUAAUACGAAAUAUAUCUACUUAUAAAAAAUAAAAACAGAAGUUUACACUUUUA
This is a messenger RNA of Drosophila subpulchrella, 3083 nucleotides long. It is a transcript of the gene Rpn1, whose product is annotated as 26S proteasome non-ATPase regulatory subunit 2. Lineage: Eukaryota; Metazoa; Arthropoda; Insecta; Diptera; Drosophilidae. Bases 157 to 2916 code for a protein of 919 amino acids. Gene Ontology annotation, molecular function: enzyme regulator activity. The record is from RefSeq and is a predicted model, not a curated record. Gene Ontology annotation, cellular component: nucleus; proteasome storage granule; proteasome regulatory particle, base subcomplex. Gene Ontology annotation, biological process: proteasome-mediated ubiquitin-dependent protein catabolic process; regulation of protein catabolic process. The transcript has 2 exons.